CUCAGCUGAUCGGAGCAAGGCUUGGAACACGUAUACUCCGUGUUCGUCGCAGGCUAGUUGGGACAUGGUGCACCUAAAAUAGUUCACUUUCCCAUAUUCUGUCAACAUAACAGUGAUUAUUUAGCCCACCAACAUGGCAGAUAAAGGCCAGAAACGUUCCUUGAGUGAUUCUGACACAUCCUCUGAUGAAGACCUGCCACCGUCAUUCUCUAUGGGGGGCCCUGGCAAGAGGUCUCGCUUGAGCAUUGAUGAUGAGGCCAAGAGUGACUCAGGAGGGGAGAAUGGACAAAGUAGCAGCCCUGCCAGCAUUACCAGUCCUACCAGCCCCUCAGAUGACCAUAGCAAUGGCAUGGGAGACUUUGGCAGUAGUGGCACGUACAGCAGUGCAGCACAGCGGAUGAUGAAAAACAUGGGCUAUAAGGCAGGAAAAGGUUUGGGUAAGUAUGGGCAAGGCUUGGUGAACCCAGUGGAGGCCAGCAAGCAGCGGGGCCGAAGAGGUCUGGGUUUGCGUCUGGAGGGAUUGGAAGCAUCAAGCAACCUCAAGUGGGACAGCAGCCAGGAGGUGAGGCAUGGGAGAAAAAACAGCACCAACAAUGCAUUGUAUCUGCAAAAAAAUAAUAAAAUUCUUCAUUAUGUCUUGCAGAACGUGUUUGACCAGUUGGACCAGCGGGAGCUUCAGAGAAGUAGAUCAAGAAGCAACCCUUUUGAAACCCUAGGCAAGUUAUUCUUUCAAAAUCGGGCAGCUCUCAAGAUGGCCAAUAUUGAUGCUGUGUUUGACUUCAUGUUCACUCGGCCAAAGAAUGAGGCAGGGGAGCUGCUGGUGGGACCCGAUGACCUGCUUUACUUUGCUGAUGUAUGUGCUGCUCCAGGCGGGUUCUCUGAGUAUGUCUUGUGGCGCCGCAAGACUGACUCCAAAGGCUUUUGUGAUGCCAAGGGUUUUGGCUUCACCUUGCGGGAGAAUGACUUCAAACUCCAUGAUUUCUUUGCUGCACCAGCUGAGUUUUUUGAACCUCACUACGGUAAGAAUGGCCUGGAUGGAGAUGGAGAUGUUUAUAAGCCAGAAAACAUCACAAACUUUGUUGAAUUUGUUCGGAAGACUGCAGGAGGCUAUGGCGUACACUUCAUGAUGGCUGACGGAGGAUUCAGUGUUGAGGGCCAGGAAAACAUUCAAGAGAUUCUGUCAAAGCAGCUCUACCUUUGUCAGUUCUUGGUAGCAUUAGGAAUAAUCAGAGUCGAUGGCCAUUUUGUUUGCAAGCUAUUUGAUGUGUUCACACCGUUCAGCGUUGGUUUGAUUUAUCUCAUGUACCGCUCAUUCAAGUACGUUUCAAUUCACAAACCCAACACAAGCAGACCUGCCAACUCAGAAAGAUAUAUAAUUUGCAAAUGGAAGAAGGAGGGAACAGAGGACGUGUACAAGUACUUGUUUGAGAUGAAUGAGAGAAUCAUUGGCCUGUCCAGCACCUCAAUGGACAUUGUGGAGCUAGUGCCUGUGGAGGACCUGCAAGCAGACCAAGAGUUCUUUGAUUACAUGUACAGUUCCAAUAAUGAGAUAGGAUUCCAGCAAAUGAUAAGCCUCAAGAAGAUCCAACAGUUCUGUCAAGACACACAACUCAUUGAGCCACGACAGUCUGACCUUCGCCACCAGUGCCUGGAACAUUGGCAUCUGCCAGACCGUUCCAGGACAGCACCACAGCGCUCUGAGGCAAAGAUCAAGUUUAUCGAGCUCACCAAGGGAGAAAAUUAUGAAUACAUGUCAAGAGUGCCGGAGGAUCUGACAGUGGGAAACCUGCAAGAAAAGCUGCGUAGCCCCUAUGACUACCGCUGCUGUCUCUUGGCUGCCACUCGUGAUGGCCGCAAGGACCGGGCCUUCUAUCUUGGUCUUGGUGGCUGCAAUGUGUUCCGGUGGGAAGGGCGAGGACAUGCCACAUGGAUGAGAGUGGACACCAGGCUGGAGCUCCCACCAGAUACUCUUGUGUAUGCUGAACUGGUCACUGAGCAUCGUGGUGAACACAAGGCACAGCGGAAACUGACCACACUUCAUCUUAUUGAUGGAUUGAUACUGAAUGGAAAAGACAUCAGAACUUUGCACAUUGUGGAGAGGCACAAGUACUUGAAAAAGUUUGCUACAGCUGUGAGCAAGACAAGCCGGCCAGACCUUGCCCCAAUCAGAUGCAAGGAACUGUACAAGUCUGAGGCUGUCCAUGAGAUUCUUCAGCCUCCAAGACUGAGCCACCGGAUGAUGAAGGGUGGCCCUGUUCCUCGGCGAGUGUUUGUCCAAGUGGAGGCAAACUCAGAUCGGGAGGCUCAUUACAUAGUGCCCACAGGGAUCCUCUUCCUCAAGGCUACCAAGGACCCAUGGAUGAUGGCAUUCAGCAGGAGUCAGAACAGAAAGUACUGGUACCACACCAUCACUCGGAAGUCGACCUUUGAGUACCACCCAGAUGUGGUGGCAGCCUUUAGUUCAUCAUACAGUGGAGGAGCUGUGUGGUGGUGGGAUGCUGGUGUGCAAAUCCUGGAGACAGAGGAGGCUGCCAAGGGGAAGCUACACUUUAGAGACGUCAUGAAGCACCUCGCUCCUCCACGCUGAAGUUACUCAGACACAUCACUCAUCUUAGAAGUCAUCUUUCAUAUUGAACACUUCAUCUUAGUCACCCUUUACUGUUCACUCAUCAUCCAGCACUCAGAUACACCUCCAUGCUUACUAUUGGGAAAAUUCUAACCUGAUUAAAACAAUGCAUUCAAAAUUGGUUAACUAUUUGGACAGCAUAGAAACAUGUUAAUCUUCAUGUAAGAAAAAUGACACAUGAACACAGUUUUGCAUCACUCAGGAUUACAAUGGGUUAGAGUUUACCAAGUAGUACCUGCAAAACACACCAUUCACCAUCAGCCACACUUUAUACACUACAGAUGACUGAUGCUUUAAGUAGGGAAGCAUCUCACAUCAUAUUACACUUCACACAUCACAUUAUUCCAUUCCAUGCUGUUGUGUACAUGGGAAAUCAAAGCAGUACAACUACCAACUGUUAGUUUUUAUCUGAUUCACAAAAUUGUGAUAUGGCAGUGUGGGCUGUCAGAAUUUUAUGGAAAGGUGUAGUAUACUGAAUAUAGAUUUUUUUGAAGUGAGGUUAUAAACUGGUAAGAAAUAGACAGUAGCAUUUGAAAAGUUGAGAAUUUUGAAAGUUUCUGAUUCUGGAUUUAAGAAUCCUACACUAUACUGUAACUGCAUGUCAGUAGUGAGUCUGGACCAGGCAUAAUUAGAUGAGAGGAUGGAACUAGUAGAAAUGCAAAUGAAUGGGAGUCACUGAGACUGCAAAGAACAGAAACCGUGGGAAAAGGCUCAUAUAUGGUGUCAACUCCUGACUCCAUGGAAAAGGUGAAAGAAAUCUGGACUGGACAUAUUAUUUGUUACAAGUAUUGCAUCACUGCUGACAGGUUGUGUUGGUGUCCGACUGGCUAGUUGGCUGCAGGCUAGACGGUAGAAAAGACUAGCUAUGCCACCUUCUGGUGAUUUUAUGUUUAGAUUUGUAUGUUAAGUUGUUAUUUUUUUAUUUUUUUAUUUUUUAUUUUUUCAAUAUUCGUAUGCACUGUUUCCUGAUUUUAUUCUUCAUUGUAUUACAUUUCUAUAUUCUCUCAAAAUUUCUAAAAGUAUUUUAUUAAUUUCUCCAGUUAUGUUCUUAUGUGAACUUGUAUGUUUGUUUCCCAAGUGUGAAUCUUACCUGGAAUGUUUAUGAAAAAAUAUUGGUGAUGAGAGAGAGAGAGAUGACUGUACAAAAUGCACAAUUCAUUAAAGUUAAGAUUUUGAAGAUGCCUUGCUUAUGAACCUUGCAUGUAAAGUGAAGUAAGAAGCAGAAACAUUUUGGUGACUUGAUUGUGGUAGUAAAAACAAGUAUAUUGGAUAACUAGAAGCCAUUCAUAUCUAAAAGAAGUAAUGUUCUGGACCAAGUGUGAAUUACAUAACUGAUAUGCUGAAUAGAACAUCCAUUAUUUGAAAGCAUUGCAUAUCUCUUGUUUUAUCAGUGAGAAAUGUGUUCACAUUGACUCAAUGUUGAAAAUGACUGACUCCUACAAUGUUUGGAAAGAGUUGCCUUAUAGGUUUUACAUAAAGAGUACACUGUAUUCUCCCUGCAACAUGUGAAUGAUUCAUGUAGGUUGGCUAAUUGUACAUAUUCAUUCAUAUUGAGUUUUUAGCAAUGCAGAAAGUGACUAGGUCAGUAAUAAUUUUUCUUCAAUUGGUCUGAGAUUCACAAAUUAACCUAUGCAAUCAUUCUACAAAUUCUACAAGUUUGAAUUGUCUGACUACCUGUGUGUAAGAAUAGACAACAGAGAUUAAAGUAGUCAGUUCUUGCAUUUUCCUUAUUUAACAAAAUCUUAAAUAGCUUUCUCAUUGGUUUCACUUUCCACUCAUCUAGCCCAUCCUGUGUGUUGAGCUCUAAGUGCAACACCGCUGGCUGCAGUAAGAUAAUGUUGCAUCAGCAUUUGUGAAAAGUUACAUCAAUUUUUCUAUCAAUGUUUAAAUUUGUAAAAGGUACCUCAGCCUAGCAAAUCAUUGAAUGCAGAUGGGAUUUUCCGGGUUAUAUUUAUCCUUUGCCUUUUUAAGCCAUGAAUUAAGAAAUUCUCGAGUAUUCAGUUCCAGCUCCAAGGAAAGUGCCUUUAUCAGUCCUAUCAAUCAAUAAACAACUCUUCAUUUCAAACCUGGCACUGAGAUGAACUUAAAUAGCUAUUCAUUUAAAAAGAAAAGGUAGGAGCAAUGGUUGUAAGAGUAAAAUGAAUAUAUGACAUUAAAAUUGUAUGAAGUUAAUUUUACUUUAGUCAGUUGAAAAAAGAAAAAAAAAAAAAAACUAGAAGCAAGGAUUA
Molecule: messenger RNA, 4854 nt
Organism: Portunus trituberculatus (swimming crab)
Lineage: Eukaryota; Metazoa; Arthropoda; Malacostraca; Decapoda; Portunidae
Gene: Cmtr1
Product: cap-specific mRNA (nucleoside-2'-O-)-methyltransferase 1-like
Exons: 15
Coding region: 134-2587 (817 amino acids)
Biological process (GO): 7-methylguanosine mRNA capping
Cellular component (GO): cytoplasm; nucleus
Molecular function (GO): nucleic acid binding; methyltransferase cap1 activity
Source: RefSeq, a predicted model, not a curated record